CCUCCCUCGUGUGAUCCUAGAGCCUAGCCGAACGAUGCGCCUGCUACAGUACAACAGUGAUGGCAAUUUCAGCCUAACUGAGUUCUUCAACAAAGUCAUACCCGAGUACGCAAUCCUUUCACAGAGGUGGGAAACGGAGAAGGCGAAGUUUGGGGAUCUGCAGAAGGAAAUCGGCACGAAGAAGGCUGGCUAUAAGAAGCUACGAUUCUACAAAGAACAGGCUAGGGGUGUUGGUUUGAAAUAUUUUUGGAUGGACACAUGUUGUAUCGACAAAUCGAGUAGCACCGAGCUCGCAGAGGCCCUCAACUCGAUGUAUCGCUGGUGCCGAGAUGCGGCUAGAUGCUACGUCUAUUUAUUGGAUGUCUCGGCACUAAAGCAGAAAGCAGGCGAUACAUCUACCGAGCAUACUUAUACCUCUAAAACGCAAUGCUACAGCAGAAUGUUGGAUUGUAAAAUGUAUAAGAGAUCGGGCAUCAUAUUGCGCCAAAUUACUACCUUGCGGUGCUGUGUAAGUGCGGCGCGUGAAAUCAGAACUAGAGAAGUGUGUGCCAGAAAAACUCAACUUCCAGUAAUCGAGGCACUAGGAAGCCACGCAUUCAGCCUUAACGAUUAAGAAUAAGACAAAAUCCCAUCAGCAUUUCCCUAGGAGAUGCGCAGCACAGCAUACAGGUAAUCGCAGCCCGGCAUGUCUGUCCGAAACGAAGCUAGCAGGAGUAGGCUGAUUGAAAAGCCACAUGAAAGCGUAAGUAAAAUGCAUCCAGGAUAUCAUGGGUAUCUACCCGAUGCUUCAAAGAUUGAUUUGACAAUCGCCUCAAUUAGCGUUUUCCCCCAAAUUGUGCACAGAGCCCCCCUGAAAUGACUGGCUGCAUGAAUAUAUUACCACCUUAUAAUGAUAUCCGAGCAGAAAUUUCUGAAUCACCGCAUAACACUUCAUGCUGACUGUAGCAGAGUAGUCGCAAGCAAUUGCUUUAUUCCUUUUGGGAUGUUUGCGACUAUCUGACCCCACACUUACAAUUUGCAGGGAGCUCUGUAGAUACCUAUGGAAAUUAUCCACUCCGGGAAACUGGGGA
Messenger RNA from Botrytis cinerea B05.10, 1070 nucleotides. RefSeq lists its product as hypothetical. The transcript has 2 exons. NCBI's taxonomy places the organism in Eukaryota, Fungi, Ascomycota, Leotiomycetes, Helotiales, Sclerotiniaceae. The record is from RefSeq and is a predicted model, not a curated record. The coding region runs from base 35 to 613 and encodes 192 amino acids.